This is a messenger RNA of Malania oleifera, 522 nucleotides long. RefSeq lists its product as uncharacterized. Lineage: Eukaryota; Viridiplantae; Streptophyta; Magnoliopsida; Santalales; Ximeniaceae. The record is from RefSeq and is a predicted model, not a curated record. The coding region runs from base 1 to 522 and encodes 173 amino acids. The transcript has a single exon.
AUGAAGAAGGAACCUAGAGAAGGGAAUUGUCAAUUUGUAGGUUUAGGCUGCAGUAUCAAGGAGUUUAUGAGAAUGAACCUUUCGACCUUCAUAGGAGGACCUGAUCCGGUGGCUGCCAAGAAUUGGGUACAGGAAAUAGAGGAGAUCAUGAUUGUACUUGACUGCACGGACGAGCAGAAGGUCCGUUAUGUUUCCUUUAAGAUGACAGGAGAAACAAAAUGGUGGUGGCUUUCUGCGAAGCUGCUAGAGGAACAGAGGCUGGUAAAGAUAGUCCUAAUAUGGAAAAGAUUCAAGAAGCUAUUCUUUGAUAGAUAUUUUCCUUCAUCUAUCAGAGAGGAAAAUAUUGAGGAGUUCAUUGAUUUGAUUAAGGGGAAUAUGACGGUUGCGGACUAUGCGGCUAAAUUCGUGGAAUUGGCGCAUUUUGCCCCAUUCUUGGUCCCGGAUAAGGCAAGGAAGGCCAGGAAGUUUGAAAAGGGCUUUAGGCAAAGAAUCUAUAAAUUGGUGGUUGGGUUUCAGGUCUAG